Molecule: messenger RNA, 904 nt
Organism: Brassica oleracea var. oleracea
Lineage: Eukaryota; Viridiplantae; Streptophyta; Magnoliopsida; Brassicales; Brassicaceae
Product: glyceraldehyde-3-phosphate dehydrogenase, testis-specific-like
Exons: 1
Coding region: 184-618 (144 amino acids)
Source: RefSeq, a predicted model, not a curated record
UUUAUGGAAAUAGUUAGUAUACACUAUUUAAGAAGUCUAUGAGUCUCAUGCACUUGGCUUACGUAACGAGAACGCAUUCAUCAUCACCUCUCCUCUUAACUCUUCACUCUAUACCUCUUUAAGCGUAACCUCCACAAACUCUUCUUUUUAUUUCUCAUUGUUCUAAUCCCCAAAAAAAAGAACAUGCCGGGAAACUAUCACAGCCAAGGAUCCAACGUUGCAGUCAUAAUCUUCACGGUGAUGAUCACGUUGCUGACUUGUCCAAUAAUCAUUAACGCUUCAUCAGAUUCUUCUCCAGCCAACAUGAGGAAGCUGGACGAGGUAGAUCCCAUAAAGUGCUCGCCAAGCUGUAUCCAAAACCCUCCUCCACCAUCUCCUCCACCACCAUCUCCACCGCCUCCAGCGUGUCCUCCUCCCCCUGCUCUCCCUCCACCGCCUAAGAAAGUCUCACCUAACUAUCCACCGCCUCCGCCAACUAAUUUCUUGUAUAUAACGGGUCCGCCUGGAAAUCUUUACCCCGUUGAUGAGCAAUUCGGUGCGGCCGCCGGAAAAAGCUUUACGGUGGUGAAGCUCGCCGGUCUAAUAGGGUUUGGAGUUCUGUGGGUGUUGGUUCUUUGAGAAAUGAUCGGAGAAAAGAGAAAUCGAAGAUUUGUCGGUAUGUUCGGAUACUUUUGAUCAGUUUAUUGAAGAACGUUACUGAUCCUUUGGUUAAUAAUAAAUUUUCUAGGUAGGAUCACGUAUGUUUCAUCAUAUUUUCCUAUAUCCAUUUUUCUAAUGGGGGUUUUAAACACAUUAAUAAGGUGCGUAGACCAAAAUUAUGUUAAGGGUAAUAUGUAAAUUUCUAGAAUGUAUUCUCUUUAUGUGAUAUGUUCUCAUCUCUUUAUCAACUUGCCGUUCGCAUUGA